GUACUUCGCGAGAGUGCGGUCUCAAGCUUGACUAGAAACUGUCUGACAUGCCGCUCAAACCGGCGCCCUCGGGGAUUGUGCCACAGUUGUCGUAGUCACUCCGUAUCAAAUAUGUCCUUCAGUUGCUUCGUCCACCUUUUCUUCUCGCAAGCCGGCAUUGCACACAUCUUUCGGCUAUUGUGUUGGCACUCCUUCGACUUAUCAGAAUGAGUCCAAUGAACGUAGCUUCACCAUCGAUAAUGAGCGCUGCAGAGUCGCGGCUGAUCAACACUCUGUACACAACGAUUGCUGGUCUUCACACCUCGCCACCGCCGGCAGACGUACUUCCAUCCCAGAACCUCCUGUCUGAAGCACGUGCAAGUCUCAAAAGUGAGCUAUCAGACGAUGGCAUUGGUCUUGAACACGCGAUCCGUCACCUGGCCGAUGACCUUGCACCAGCACUCAACGCUUCUUCGCGCUCAGCAAAUUACUACGGGUUCGUCACGGGCGGCUGCACACCCGCAGCCUCUCUUGCUGACAAUCUCGUCACGUAUUUCGAUCAGAAUGUCCAGGUUCAUCUACCUAAUGAGACAAUCGCGACAGAGAUAGAAGACAGUGCCCUCGUUCUGCUCUGCUCUCUUCUGAACUUCUCUCCUUCGCAAUGGCCCCAUCGCACUUUUACCACUGGCGCCACAGCAUCAAACAUCCUCGGUCUAGCAUGCGGCCGUGAGUACAUAAUUGCCGAAGCCAGUGCACACCGCACCGAUGCCGAGGUCAGCGUUGGAGAAUGUGGCCUUGGGGAAGCUAUGCGUCUUGCUGGAAUUGAUAAAAUUCAAAUCCUGACCACUGUUCCCCACUCCUCCCUCAGCAAAGCAGCAUCAAUCCUCGGACUAGGUCGAAGUUGCGUCAAGGCGAUCGGUCAACCAGGUGCGCCGCAUAAGUUCGAUAUGGACCAACUCCAAAAACGACUUGCUCGGCCUGGUGUCGCAAGUAUUGUAGCCAUUUCCGCAUCAGAGGUGAACACUGGCCUUUUCGCAACCUCUUCUUCUAAGGAAAUGCAAUCGAUCCGGCAGCUGUGUGAUAUGUACGGCGCUUGGAUACAUGUUGACGGCGCCUUCGGCAUCCUUGCUCGCAUUCUUCCCUCCUCUCCACAAUACCAGGCUAUCAAAGAAUGUGCAGCAGGUCUUGAGCUCGCAGACAGUAUCACAGGUGAUGGGCAUAAAUUGCUCAAUGUUCCAUACGACUGUGGUUUCUUUCUCUCUCGGCACCAUACACUGGCUGAACGCGUUUUCAAAAACCCAAACGCCGCCUAUCUUGCGGCUGGAGCGAGAGAUGGGGUGCUGAGUCCGCUCAACAUUGGGUUGGAAAAUUCAAGGCGCUUUCGAGCAUUGCCGGUGUACGCCAGUCUCAUUGCGUACGGGAAAUCUGGAUACAGAGAAAUGCUGGAACGCCAGAUUGCACUUUCACGUGGAAUUGCAGAGUAUAUCCAUGAAAGCGAGGACCUUGAGCUCUUGCCUCGAUCCGAGGGCUUUGUGAAGGAGUAUCUGAGCAGUAUCUACAUCAUAGUGCUUUUCAGAGCGAAGGACGGCGACCUGAACGAGCAGUUGGUCACUAAAAUCAAAGAAAGCAGGAAGGUCUAUGUUAGCGGGACAAGCUGGGAAGGUAGGCCUGCAUGCCGGUUCGCGGUAUCCAACUGGAUGGUGGAUGUCGAGAGAGAUCUGCCAAUCAUCAAGCAGAUAUUGCAUGAGGCUGUUCGAGUUCAGACCACGUUGGACCCUGUCGUUGAACCUACUUCAUCGUGCUCAGGACCUGUCGACGUCGUUUAGAUUUGAUACAUCAAUAAACUUCUCGUAAGAGUGUGAAGCUAUCGAUUCUUCGUUUCAGAUGAAUGGUCGCCAAGCCUGCAAAAUAUUAUCGAUUUGUACCUUGUAGAGUUCGAUAAGGUUCGCUUGGUAUCGUGUGCUCGGCGACAUUUCAUCAAGAAGGAGCGAUUUUGAAGAAGACGUUCAGCAGGGCCGUCGAGUAGGCUCGGAUCACUAACAAAUCUUUAGCAAAGAGAUGUCAUGAUUCUGGUACCUGACUUGCAGUAUGCAUAUGGAAGGAGAAUUCCGUAGCACCACAUGAGAGAGGCUCUCGGGGUUCAGGAAAAACGGUAGAUAAGCUACCUUUAAGCUAGCCAAUUUUGUUACCAAACUUACAGCUACAAUAAUACCUAAAGCAAAAAUUUGUUUAAAGGUUACCUAUAUUGUAGACAACAAAGUGUU
Molecule: messenger RNA, 2243 nt
Organism: Boeremia exigua
Lineage: Eukaryota; Fungi; Ascomycota; Dothideomycetes; Pleosporales; Didymellaceae
Product: pyridoxal-dependent decarboxylase
Exons: 1
Coding region: 207-1805 (532 amino acids)
Biological process (GO): carboxylic acid metabolic process
Molecular function (GO): carbon-carbon lyase activity; pyridoxal phosphate binding
Source: RefSeq, a predicted model, not a curated record